GAUGAACAGCCAUCCAUGUUACUAUAAGUUUACACAUUACCUUUUUUUUAUUUAUUUUUUUUUAAAGUACUGGUUACCUAAAAACAAAUAUUUUUUUUUAGAAAGAAAAGAAAAUCUUGAAAAGAACAAAUAUUUAUAGAAGACCCAUAAGAAAUAACAUAAGCAAAUACAUAAAAAAAAAAAAAUAUAUAUAUAUAUAUAUAUAUGUGUAUGUGUGUGUGUAUGUGUGUGUUUUGUUGACAUUUAUACGUACUUCUAAAAUUAGAAAGUAGACACCAAAGCAACAUACAUUUUUCCACCCGGUCAAACUUUUGUCCGUUUAGCGGCUUUUUAACUUGAAACAAAAUAAAGAAUUACCAAAAAAUGAUGAGCAAGCUCUCUGCCACAUUCCCUUCCAUAAAACACCCAAAACCCAAAUCCAACCCUUCCAAAUCAUCACUAUCCCUACCAUUGUCAUCAUCAUCAUCAUCAUCAUCAUCAUCAUCAUCAUCAUCAUACUUGUUAUCAUCAACAAGAAGAAAAGCAGAAGAAAAAUCGAGUCUUGGUUCAGAUUCGAGCUCGUGGUCUGCGUAUCUGAUUCUUUCCACCAAUGCACCCAUCAAGACCUACGUUGGCGUCACCACCAAUUUCUCUCGCCGUUUAAAACAACAUAAUGGUGAACUUAAAGGUGGGGCAAAAGCAUCCCGUGCUGGAAGGCCAUGGAUUUGUGCCUGCCUUAUUCAAGGCUUUCAGGACAGAAGUGAAGCUUCUGUGUUUGAAUCAAAAUGGAAAAGUUUCUCAAGAAAGUUGCCCCAGAAGAAGAAAAACGACAAUGAAAAGCAGGUAGAAGAGUGCUCAGUUCUAUUGCUACAACACAGGCAAGCAGCUUUAAAUAAAGUUAAAGGUUCAUUUGAUUGUGCUCACUUAGAAAUUGACUGGCAUCUCAAUCCUCUCUGAUAUCAAGAUUUCAUAUCUCAGCAAGCUUAAACCCUGUAGUAUCAACAAGACUAUGAUCAAAAGUAUCAAAUUGUUGUAUAAUUAUUUGGUGAAUAUUGUAACAUAUGAUUGGUUCGGUGCCUUUGAUGAGGCCUACCCAAAAUGUACCAUUUCUCUUUACAAAAGUAAUAUACUGCCAUUUUUUUCAUUA
Molecule: messenger RNA, 1126 nt
Organism: Ziziphus jujuba (common jujube)
Lineage: Eukaryota; Viridiplantae; Streptophyta; Magnoliopsida; Rosales; Rhamnaceae
Product: structure-specific endonuclease subunit SLX1
Exons: 3
Coding region: 364-936 (190 amino acids)
Biological process (GO): double-strand break repair via homologous recombination
Cellular component (GO): Slx1-Slx4 complex
Molecular function (GO): 5'-flap endonuclease activity; crossover junction DNA endonuclease activity
Source: RefSeq, a predicted model, not a curated record